AUGGUCGGCAAGGACUGUGUGGCAAUUGCAUGCGAUCUGCGACUUGGUCUGCAAGCACUCACCGUCUCCAACAACUUCCCCAAGAUCUUCAAUUAUAGCCAGUCCACAUUCCUCGGCCUCACAGGUCUCGCGACCGACGUCAGCACAGUAUCAGAGCUCUUCCGGUACAAGGUCAACAUGUACAGACUGCGCGAGGAGAGAGAGAUCAGCCCACAGACAUUCGCCAACCUCGUGUCGAGUUCGCUGUAUGAGCGGCGCUUUGGGCCGUGGUUCGUAUCGCCGGUGGUGGCAGGUAUCAAUCAGACGACGGGGAAGCCGUUCAUUUGCGGCUUCGACUCGAUCGGCUGCAUCGACUUCGCCAAGGAUUUCAUCGUAUCCGGCACAGCAUCAGAUCAGCUCUUUGGUACUUGCGAAGGCCUGUGGGAGCCGGAUCUCGAGCCAGAAGAUCUUUUCGAAACCAUGUCCCAAGCCCUGCUUUCCGCAGUCGAUCGCGAUGCGCUUUCUGGUUGGGGCGCCCAUGUCUACAUCAUCGAGAAGGACAAGGUGACCAAGCGAUUAUUGAAGGGCAGACAAGAUUAA
This is a messenger RNA of Pseudocercospora fijiensis CIRAD86, 579 nucleotides long. RefSeq lists its product as uncharacterized. Lineage: Eukaryota; Fungi; Ascomycota; Dothideomycetes; Mycosphaerellales; Mycosphaerellaceae. Gene Ontology annotation, biological process: proteasome-mediated ubiquitin-dependent protein catabolic process. The record is from RefSeq and is a predicted model, not a curated record. Bases 1 to 579 code for a protein of 192 amino acids. The transcript is spliced from 2 exons. Gene Ontology annotation, cellular component: proteasome core complex, beta-subunit complex; proteasome core complex.